Anopheles aquasalis is the source of this 2703-nucleotide messenger RNA. RefSeq names its product microprocessor complex subunit partner of drosha (gene pasha). Gene Ontology annotation, molecular function: primary miRNA binding; double-stranded RNA binding; heme binding. Gene Ontology annotation, biological process: primary miRNA processing. Gene Ontology annotation, cellular component: microprocessor complex. The record is from RefSeq and is a predicted model, not a curated record. NCBI's taxonomy places the organism in Eukaryota, Metazoa, Arthropoda, Insecta, Diptera, Culicidae.
GGUUGGGUUGUUGCGAAUUUUCCCGAGUUUUUCCGGCAUCCUCCUCCUGCGCCGGCGACUGUUCGUUGUUCCGAUUGCAAGAAACUAAAACGCUCGACGUUCUUGCGGUAGAAUUUAUUGUUUCAAGAACGCCCGGACGCCAAGUUUCUGCAAACAGAAAACUCAUCUGCGGUGGUGCGUGCGUUUUGUGUGUCCCGUCCCUCGUCAUGCUCGCUGCCCGAGCCGUGGUUCCGUGGAGAAAAUGAGAGUUUUCCACCAAACGAUUUUCUACCUCCAACCGAUGUGAGCAACACUCAAUUUUGCCAUGCGGUCUAGGGCCGCAGAACACAGAGAUUGAUAUUGCUCAUCAUUGGGUGGUUGGGUAGAAAAUUGCAAACGACCAGUGUCCCCCGCCGAACCCCUACCCCCCCUCACCACUGGGGAUCUGCACACAUCAUGAACGCGGAAGAAAGUGUAGUGAAGGUGAAGGUUGAGGAAGAGGGUUCCUCUCUACCGGGAAAUGGCUCACCACAGGGUUGUCCGAUGGCUAAGCGGAGGAGAGUGGAAGAAGAUCCGAACGUUUCAGACCCACAAGAGGACAAACCGAUGGUCGAUGCGACGGCGACGGUGGCACAGACGAAUCUGCGAGAGUUUGAUGUGCUGGACGAGGUGCAGGGCGACAACUCGGACGAAGAUUCGGAAACUGGCGGUGGUGAAGAGAUAGAAGAAGGCAGCACGGAAGGAUCGGACGUUAAUUACGAGGACAUCGAAUCCAUGCUGGACGAGGGAUUGCCGGAGGAGCUCCGUAAUGCCAACAAAAAGCAACCGUACGAAGAACGCUUCAAGCAGGUGCUGGACGAGAAGGGACGGAAUCACUUCGAGGUCUUACCGGAGGGUUGGGUUCAGGCCACGCACAUGAGUGGGAUGCCGCUGUAUCUGCACAAAGCGUCGCGGGUCUGUACCGCAUCCCGGCCAUACUUUCUCGGUCCGGGCAGUGUGCGGAAACACGAGAUUCCGCUGAGCGCCAUCCCUUGCCUGAACUAUCGGAAAGCGCUGGAGAAGGAGGAAGAGCUGAAGAAGGAACUGGCGGCCGCAACGGCAGCACGAGCAGCGGCCACCCUUACAAAUGGUGCGGAAAAUGGUGAAUCACAGGAGGAAGGUACGGAGGAUGGUGAAGGUGGUCCGAAGGAACCGAAAACGCUGCAUAAUGCGCAGCUUAGCAAGAUGAUUGCAGGAGCUACAAGUGUAGCCGAAGCACAGGCCAACGCCAAACUGCUACCCUUAAAAGUGAGCGCCAAGAUUGAAACCGUAACGGAAAACCUUAAAGCUCAAUCGCUCUCAGCGGAUGCCGUCGUAGAGUACUGCAAGCAGCUGUUUCACUUCAAAACGGUCCGCGUACUGCGGUUCAAAUCGUGGGCUGCACGCCGUAAGUUCACCAAGCAUCGGAAGCACAUAAAGAACCUGCAGCGACCGACGUUGCCCGAUGGAACCAAGCUCAUUACCUUCCCGAUGCUGAACAUGGAAGAUGAAGCGGGUAAUCCACAUGCCCGGCCCAAGAAAGAGUGGAUCAUGAAUCCGAACGGCAAGAGCUACGUUUGCAUUCUGCACGAGUACGUCCAGCAUGCGCUGCGUAAGCAACCGACGUACGAGUUUAAGGAACUGGAAAAUGCUGCCACACCAUACUCCGCGACGGUCACCAUUAAUGAGCUCAAAUAUGGGACCGGGUAUGGGACGAGCAAAAAGCAGGCCAAAAGUGAGGCGGCACGAGAAACGCUCGAAAUCCUGAUUCCCGACAUGAAAGACAAAAUCACGAGCAAAGAGGCUAAGAGCACCUCGAAUGUCGGUACCUCGCAAGGCCAGCAGACAUCGGAUCUGCGUGAGCUGUCCGUCUUUGAUGAAAUCAAAAUCGAAGAUCCACGGGUGGCCGAAUUUUGCGCCAAAACGACGGAACCAUCACCGCACGCCAUUCUGCUAACGUGCUUGCAGCGGAACUUUGGACUCGGCGAGGUGCACAUCAACUACGAGGUGAACACGAUGAAGCACCGGAAGAACGAGUUUACCAUGACGGUCGGCAAACACACGGCCACGGUGGUGUGCAAGAACAAGCGUGAUGGCAAGCAGCGAGCCUCGCAGGCCAUCCUACAGAUCCUUCAUCCGCACAUCAAAACCUGGGGCUCCCUGUUGCGGCUGUAUGGUAACCGAUCGGUGAAAUCGUACAAGGAGAAAAAGCAGGAAGAGCAGGAGAUUACCGUACUACAGAGCAAGGCGGCCAUUAAUCAGCCGAACUACGCCAUUCUCGAGAAACUAAAACUGGAAAUGCUGAAACUUUCCGAAGACCAGCAGAACGUGCGCGUGAUUGGCAAGUUUGUGCCACCAUCAGACGUUGAGCUACCGAGUGGAUCAGGUGCAAUUCUAAAGAAUGUUGAGCUUUAAUGCGUCCUGUGAGCAAUGUCUCUGUGACAGGAGCAGGAAUGUUUUUAGAAACUGUCUUCAUCAUAAAACAAAAUCUCGAAAAUAAGGAACCAAUUCACGUACUUUCGUUGGUGUAGCGCGGCUGUUGUAGCGUAAAGCCAUUAUCUUCCGUACUCGCGCGUGCCGCGAAAAUUAAGCUGGAUCUUAUUGUAUAGGUUGUACGUUAUAGUAUUAGAUGAAGGCGAAAGAUUUUAUCACAUUAUUCAUUGGGAGCGUUUUUUUUAGUAAAAUUACAUAGGCAUUAGGAUCAAA